Porites evermanni is the source of this 32771-nucleotide messenger RNA. The record is from the annotation of a GenBank genome assembly. NCBI's taxonomy places the organism in Eukaryota, Metazoa, Cnidaria, Anthozoa, Scleractinia, Poritidae.
AUGGCCAGGUAAGACACAACAAUUGACCUAGCUUCGGUUUGAACUUUUACAGUACAAUACAACAACAUCAACAAGUCAAUCACCAGUUUCAUUUAUAACGAUGAUGUUGCUGUUGCAAUCACGGGGUUCAAUAGUAGUUUCACAUUUCCAAGAAGCUUCUUAGGAAGUAAGGAAAAUGUAUACCGCAUCGCUUAUCAGCAAACAUUGAUAUUCGGAAGCUAUAUCUUUUAAAAAUAUUUUAGUUAAGCUCUCCUCAACAAGCGAACACUAAUUGAUAUUCCUGGCCCGCGUUUUUCAUGGAGUGGAAUAUAUAUAAUCAGUGGAAUAUAAAUAAUUCUAUUUGAUUCCAAUGCAAAAUAGGUGUAUUUACGACUUUUCCUUUUAACAUCUAGUUGAAAAAGCAUCAGUAAAGAAAUUGAAAAUGAAAAGACAAUUCACUUAGCUUGACUGACCCAAAUUCAUCGUUUUCAGUAGUGAACUUGCUCCUCUAGAUUCAGUUCACCAUCAACUACCCUGGGAGGAUAUGUCUCGCUCCAGUAAUUAUUCAAUAAUAGGUUAUACAGUUGACUCCCGAGAUCCACACACUCGCUAACUCGAACCAAAAUCGAUUUCCUCUGGAUUUCGUUCAUACAUUUACUAGUAAUUUUACCCUCGGUAACUCGAACCCUCGAUAACUCGAGCAUCCCGCUAACUUGAAGUGAUUUUUGUUUUCUGUCCGAUCAUUUCUAUAAUUUUACCCUCGAUAACUCGAACCAUCCAGGGGCCCUUGCAAAGACAAAUACAGGACAUGUGGCAAAGACGUGUCAUCAGAGUUCGUCCCCUUCCCUGUCGGUGAGAUCACCUUCACUGUGAAUGGUACACAAUAUAAAGUUAUCAAUCCUGAUCCGACCAUGAGCCUGAACGAAUGGAUUAGAGAUCAGCAUGGACUGCAAGGUACUUUUAGGAUCGAAGAUAACAUGUUGCAUCGACCUUAGUAACCUUUCACUCUUAAUUUAUAACCAUGACCUUCCAAGGAGUUUAAUUUGCUUCCGCUGAGGUAACCCUACGAUAAGACGAUAAGUGCUCGGCGAAAUCGGCUACGAGUAAUGCGUUAUUUUCUCAGGGAUAGUAAAUAAUGCGUAAACUGCAAACGCGCACGAAAAUUGGUAGGUCAGGGUUGUGGUUAGCGUUACAUUUGAGUUCCGAUUUUUAAGCCCGCUUGUGUUUCCUUUCCUUUAUUAAACCCAAGAAAAAUAUGGACCACCGGCAUUAUUCCAUUCAAGCUAUCAAUUCGAAAUAACCUUCCUCCGCUUUUACCAUGAGCAGAUAAAAAGAAUUUAGAAUCUACAACCGCUUGGUUAAGCUGAUACAGAAUACUACGUAGUCUGUUCACAAUCUUGUUCUGUUAAAAAUUAAUUUCACCAAAAAAUUUUCAUAUGUUUAUGUUUUCUUGAAACUUGAUGCAUCUAGGUACAAAAGUAAUGUGCCGUGAGGGAGGGUGUGGCUGUUGUGUUGUGUCAGUAACAAGGAAUGAUCUGAGCACUGGCAAAGAUGUUAUAAUUGCUGUCAACUCGGUAAGUACUCCUUCAAUGCGAUAUAAAAUUGUAAGAGAAAUGCUUGACUUACAAUAAAGAAAACGGAGACUGUAUUAAGAACUGCUAAAAUUUAAAAAUUCUCAAUUCAUUUAUUGAUGAAUAAAUGUUUCUUUUAUUUACUUGUUCAUAUGGAAAUUAAAAGUGAAAUUCUUUAGCAGUCCUUUGAGUUUAUGACUUCAUUAAAUUUAACUUACAGAAAAAGGAAUGUUGGUGGUGUAUAUCCAGUCCUUCGGAUUGUUAAACGCCAAAUAUCAUAAGACAAGUCCCGCCCCCAAACACAUCAAUUCCACUUUAUCCUUAUAGCCUGUUUAGGACAGAGAAGACAGAAACCAUACCCUGUUCAGAGGCACAUCCCCGUACCGAGGCCAUAUAACAAAGUACUCCCGGGCCUUAUACGCUAAGUUUUUAUACCUACUUGUUCAUGUUUAUUACUGAAACCUUCUUUUAGUGCCUAUUCCCAUUGUGUGCUUCUAAUGGUGCGGUUAUCACGACAGUUGAAGGCAUUGGAAAGUAAGUGUCGCACGCAAACUUAUGUGUUUACUCUGCCGCGUACGUUCUUUAUUUAUCAUAUCUGGCAAUAGGCAUGCCGUGAUAGUAGGGGUCAGUACACCUUCCAAAGCGUCAAAUGCGUUCUAAAGUAAAAUUAAGUUUCAUAAACAAAACCUGUAAAUUGCUUGUUUGUACAAUAGAAGUAAAGAAACGUGCUUCUACUAUCAGUGGGGACCAUCAAGCGCAAACGAAUCUGUUUCCAUUAAGAUCUAAGUUUGACGAUUUGUGCGCAUUCUUUAACGCAUUAGAAAAGCUGCUGUGCAAAAAUAAUUAAGCUUGAUUUUUUUGAUUUAUCGUGCUUCUUUUUCUAUUUGUAAAAAUGGUCGCCAGUCUUCAGAACGUUCUCCUACUCCCUUUCUGAUUUCCUCGUCCAUCAUUUCUUCUCUUCAGGCUCGCAUCUUACCAAAACUGUUCUAAGCAUGGGAAGUUUAAGAGCGUACACUCCCAAGAGGACUACCGCUUUUACGUCUUGAUCCUAAAUCUCACUGGCCGAAUUUUAACAUUAUAUUCGAGCCGUUUUAAAACUAAAACACGAGAGUCAAAUAAGAGGGACCUUGGAGCCUUCAGAGUUUUUUUAAAGUUUACGUUCACUACUGAUAAACUUGAAUUUGUACGUUUUAGAGUUUUUUUAGAACUCGAACUAAAAAAGAAGACACCGCGUGUUUUUACAUAUUUAACACACUAAAAACUGUAAAAACUGUAAAAAUAAAAACCUCGAGAUAUAUUUCGCUCUUCGAGCCGGUUCAGUCAAUGCAGUUUUAAUUUUACAGUUUUUAGUGCGUUGAAUGUGUAAAAAGACGUGAUGACUUCUUCUAGUUCGAGUUUUUCUAACACAUUCCUGGCCUCGGCGUUUAGAAUGGUUCAGAAUAUCUUUUAGAACGCCUUAGAAAUAGAAGUUAGUUACAACAUUUGCAGGUUUAAGGUAAAAAAAAUACUUUUUUCUGAAUUGCAGUCGAUUUGACGGAUAUCAUCCCAUCCAGGAAAGACUUGCGGAUCAUAACGGAAGUCAGUGUGGCUAUUGUUCACCAGGAUUUGUCAUGAGCAUGUAUAGGUCUGUAUGGAGUGAUGUUCACGAAACACAUUUCUUGUAUUGGAUUUGUGCAGUUUGAAAUUGGUUUAAAAAUCUUGGGACCCUUCUUCUACCAAUUUGCUUUGUUUUUAUGCCAGUUUGUUGAAAGAGAAUCGUUGUCCGUCCAAGCAAGAAAUUGAGGACAGCUUUGAUGGGAACAUGUGCCGUUGUACAGGUUAGGGUUUAACUUUAACAGUUACUGUGAAUUUGACUUGAGUGAACGCCUGGUUUUAGCGGUAUGUUUACCACUGGCCUUAAGACAUGUACACCUUGACGACUGGACCUUUAAUUUAGAUCGUAGUAUUCACUACAAAACACUUCAUCUACUACUCUAAGACGUCUCUCCUCCGUAGAUUCUCCCGCUGGGAUUCAAAAGAAUUUUAAAAGAAAGUGUUAAGCGCGUGGAGUACAAUGGGAAGAGGGCGAGAGAGAGAGAGAGCCUCGCCUCGCUUUCCGUCAUCCCCCGCGUGCUUCUAUUUUCCUUUUCCCAGCCUAGCUCCCGACGACACUAAGAGGGUGCAUUAUGGUCAAAAUGGUGAACUGUAAUGUUUCAGGACCCAAUAAUCGCCUUCCUUUUAUCGUUACAUCGUUAGGUUACCGUCCAAUUCUAGAUGCAAUGAAGACGUUUGCAAAAUCCUCAGAUCCUAUAGAUAUCGAGGUAUUUACGGCUUAACCGGACUCAUUUUUCAUAAAAGUCAUCAAAGACCUCAUCCACAGUAACCCAUGGCUACUCUCGUUUGAAAGCGUAGACAUUUGACUUUAACGAGCGAAGCAGUCUUCAUCGUUAUUCCAACGAACUUACAAGACAUUUCAUAGCCUGCUGUUUGCUGAACUGAACAAUGACAAAGCAUUGAAAACUUGACAGUGUUAGAAAAACUGGACCAAACAUUGACCUUUGCGUCUUUCGAAUUAGACAACAUUAAACUUACCCUUUCAAUCCUCUUUGAAACACCUCGGCCUUUUUCUUUUUUGUGACAAGUAUAAACCUAUAGUGGAUAUGUUCAGUCCACACGAACCAAAUUUAAAUAAUUUCACAAUUUCACGCACCAUAACCUUGCUAACUAUUGAGAAACGGGUCGGGGAGGGUCUACGAAAGACAAAAUGACAAAAAAAAAAAUGAAAAAGCACAACAGUUCCCACUUAAACGUUUUGAAACCUUCAAGAACAAAAUUAAUUAUCAGUGGAACCUCAAUACAUCGAAGGGCCAAUGGACUGGCAAAAUUUGUUCGCUUUAACGAGGUUUCGUUAUAGAUCGAGGCUGAUCGAGGUUCUUUUUCAUAUUCUUUACUAUUGCUGGGGGAACGAAAUUCGUUCGUUAUAACGAGGACUUUGUUAUUUAGAGAUUAGUUAUGUUGAGAUUCCACUGUAAUUCGUUUGGGACAACGUUUCUGAUAGGAAAUAAACAAGUGCUCAAGUCCAUGUUUUAAUAAAGAGGUAAACUGUUCAAGAAAAUGUGUGACAUUAUCUGGUGAUCGAGAAGCGAAUGUGCUGUGGUAUUGUCCAAAGUCAAAAGCUGAUUUGUAUGCAUUGAUGAGUAAACACAAGAAACAUAAAGUCAGGCUGGUGGCUGGAAAUACUGGACAAGGUAAAUAUAAAGACCUUUGCCUAUAGUUAGAAAACAGGGGCACUCAACGACUGUUUUCUGAAAAUAUCUGUUCGGAGAAGCAAAAAUUGCCUGGAAUUUUCUAUAUCUUGAGGAUCGCUAAAAAUUUGUUGAUGAACGGUUCCAUCCAUGUACAAUUUUCGAAGCUUUUGUAACAAAUUCCCUACGUUUUUCGGAAGUUUUAUUUUUUUACAUUUCACUUUCCAGGUUAGGCUAUUUUUAGAAAAAACGAAACCUGAAAUUUUCGGAUUCAAAAAAAGUGAUGGAAAGAGGAAUCGGAAACUCUAAAUUGUUACUUUCAUAAUACGUUAAAUUGCAUCUUAAAUAUUCGGGAAAAUAAUACCAAAGCCUUAGUAAUUUCGAAAAGACUCAAGUUCCCUUGGAUGACCGAGCAGAUACAAAUUUCAUAGUGCUGCUUAGAAUGCAUCUCUCGAAAUCUAAAGGUACUCUGAAAAGCUUAGAAAGUGUUAUCAAUGUGUUUAGGGAGAGACAUUCGUUGGGUGCCCCUGAGAAAAGCCAAAAUUUUGAACUGAAUAGAUUAUUGCUAAGAAAAUCGUCCUCUUUUGCCUCUAAAUUCCCAAACUGUGCUUUGUGAUUGAAUGGCGGCAAAGGGGAAAUUUUAAAGCGAAAAUAUUCAGUGUUAUAUCAAGAGACGGAUAUCCCCACCCAGAUCAUCUCUCUAGUUGAUAUCCAAUUCUUUAAAAGACAGUGGUAAAAAUUUGAUUUUAAUAAGUUAACAUUAUAAAGUUUAUUUAGAUUCCUCGUUUACGAUCGAGGCUCCUAAUCGGUAUCCAGUAUUCGAGGGCUAUAGGCUAUCGUUAAUUUUAUGACAUACGUUUGUAUUCCGUUGCGUGACUAACAUUUUAUACCAAAAAUAAAAUGUUCAUAGGGCGAAUGUUUUUGCAUUUUAAUGUUGUUCGACAGUUUCUCCCCGCUUUCUUGAGCGUUUAGUGGACUCACUAAGAGUGUCGACUCUCCCCGGCUUCUAGUUCCUUAGCAGCCCUGCUCGGGUCAGUAGAACUAGGAUCUACUUACGGGCGGGGACUUCACCGAUAAGACGCCCCAUUUUCGCGCAGUCAAAGAGAGAUUUUCCCUAUAACCUCGUGUCCUUUUCUCCGUGUGAAUAAAGUUUUAGAUUCUAGCUUCCUUGAAGGUAGAACGGAGCGGCGAAAAGAAUUUCUUUUCCUUCUCCUUUUCUCUCACUCCACUUUCUACUUCGUCAUUCCUCACCAUCUGAACGCUGGGAAGAUGCUUAUGUCCUUGAAAAUGUGCGUUUUAUAGCUACUGUUAAUGACUGAGCAAAUUAUUACUUGUAGGCAUUUACAAGAAUGACGGCCCUUUUGAUGUGAUAAUUGACAUUAAUCAGAUAGAGGAACUGCACAACGUUCCGAGUAAUACCCAGGUAAUGUUAAAAAAUUGAAAGUGAAGCCGAAACGCCUUUUAACUUCAGUGGCAUAGAACAUGAAGUUUAUGUAAAGCCAGAGGUUCCAACAUCCACUUGUAAAGAAAAGAUUUGAAAUUACAUCUCAUUUUCUACACUAAAAAAAAAAUUCUUACAACAGUCGAAAUAGUAGACAGAUCUUAAAUUAUUUUUUGACUUUUUUUUACGCAAUCUUUUCUCUCCUCGUCACUUUCUUUUUUUACUUAUUAAUUAUAAAUUCUAUUCUUGUGCGCCAAGUGAACAAAUUAGUCUCGUCUACAAAUAUAAAUCUUGACAUUUAAUUUUUUGAAAAAGAUUAUGACUAGGAUGUCGUUCUUCUUUGUUGUAGGAACUGUAUGGUAGCAUUAAAAUUGGUGCUGGGCUGUCAUUAAACAGCUUUGUAAGUGUACUGAAUAACAUAGCCAGUACAUGGGAAGGCUUUAAUGUGAUGGCUGAUCACAUACGUAAGGUAAAAUAUUUCUUAAAGUGAAAAUGUUCCUUGUAGUUAAACGGACAACCUUUUAGCUGUUGAAAAAGAAUCUGAAAAGAACGUAAAAAGAUCUGAAUAAUUUUUCCGCAAGCCAAAAGAGUAGUUUUUAAGUGAAAGGAUAAAAGAUAAGAUUGUAUCAUCUAUUACCCCAACCAAGAGAAAAAACACCUUACUCCAACUUAGCAGUUAGCAGAACGAAAUAGUGCAUUAACCCACAGUACUGACAAGUCAGGUUAAAACUUUCUUGUUUGCUGAUUUAAAAAAAGAUAAUUGCGUCAAUCGAUGGUCUCUAUGCAGAGUAUGUAUCUGAUUGUUCAACCCAAUUAAUUCAGAUUUAGCUGUCGAAAAUCAUUUUUUCUUUUACAUUUAGUGUUCAGGACUAGGGAGGGCUAUUUUUAUACAUGUAUCUACAUAUUUCAACGCGUUUUUGAUAAAUAAUACUCAAAUAAAUAAAUUAAAGGUAAAGUUAUCAUUACUUUUCUCCUUCAUAGGUUGCAAAUGUUCCUGUUCGAAAUGUGAGUGAUUCAAUAUUUCAUCCGGUUAAAUGAUAUUAUAGGCAUACACAGUAAUUUUGAAGGAGUUAUAAUAACUGCUUUCGUGGGGUUAAUUUAACUACUCACAGUGGAGUUAUUUGUUUUUUAACUCCAAAAAGGAGUAUUAAGAACUCCUUUUCAGGGGUAAAAAUCACCUCAGAUAUUGAGGAGUUAAAAUAACCCCCCAAAAGGAGUUAUCCUGUACCUAAAAUGUUUACUCCACUUUCAGAGUUAAACUAACUCCAAAAAGAGUAAAAACAACUCAUGUAAGGAGUAGAAAUAACCCCUUUUCUGAGUUAUUUUAACUCCAGACUGGGAGUUAAAAGAACUCUUUUUCAGGCGUAAAAAUGACCCCAAAUUUAGACUUAAAUUAGGAGUUAAAGUAACCCCAUAAAAGGGGUUAUCCUGUACCUAAAAUCUUUACUCCAUUUUUUGAGUUAUAAUAACUCCCUAAAUAUGACUGUGUAUAACUGUACCUUAAUAGGUGAAUCCUUUAGAUAUUUGCUAAGGUGUUAAGAUGACCAACUUAUCCCACUUGAAAGAGCAUCAAGUGUUUAUUUUAACCUUGGGCUCCUGCCUUCAGUUAACAUUUUACGCCUAAACUUUGAACAUUGAGUUGGUAGAGUGUAGAUUUUUCAUCUAAGAAUGAUGCCCUCUUUAGUAGCUGUUUGUAAGCGUGUCUCAUUUCUUAUCUUCUCCUAAGAUGGAAAAUCUAAUCAAGAUUAUGAUAUGGCUGAAUCCGCGAGCGACCAAGAUGAAUUGAAUUCUGCUUUCUGAUUGGCUACCCAAGCAAGAUGGCUAAUCUUGCCAGCUUGGGGAUUAUUCGCGUUUGUCCCUCAAGAACAACUUAUCUUUUUGGCCACAUAAAUCCCUUAUUGACCGAGCGUGUAUAUAUAGCUGUAAAUUUUUUCCCAACAGCGCGCACUCUUAUUGGUUUCUUCGAGGUCACAUGACAUCUAACAAUGAAACUGUGUCUGGCCAAAAUCACUGAGCGGGCAGGCAACAUUACAUAAUCUAUGACGUCAGAAGGUAACAGUGCCCUGUUUCUGUCAAAUGUUGACCGAAGAGCACAGUUACAGCGAGGUUUAAUGAAUUUCUUCCAGCUUCAAAAAUCUCCAGCUAUAGGCGGAUUAUUCGUGACGUCAUUGUUUACAUUUUUGCUCAUUAGUUCUCGGGAAACAAAAAUAACUGUUUCCUUAUGGAUCAGUCGUUAGGUGAUUAAUAUUAGCCUCGUUCUUUUUCUUUGCAAACAUUCACCCAUCUUGACCUCUUGCAUGGUCAAUAACGCAUAUGUAAUGACUUUUGGCUAGGUUGGUGGUAUUGCAGGGAAUCUAAUGUUGACGCAUGCCCACUCUGGUUUUCCUUCUGAUAUUUUCACCAUUCUUGAAGCGGUUGGAGCAUGCCUGAUUAUCGGUAAGAUUCUUGUAUGGACAGUAAUAAAAACGAUAGGACCAGGUUUGUGUUUAAGAAUUCGCAGAUCUAUAAUAACAUUGCAAUAAUAUAUCUCUAUCAGUGUUUUUUGAACUUCUCAUCUUCCUGUAGGUGACAGUACAACAGAAAGUGAGUCUCAGUAUUCCUUGUUGGAAUUUCUUUCUCUUGAUAUGACUGGCAAGGUUCGUGAAUUGUUUACUUCCUAUCAGUAAUUGUUUACGUCUUUAGUGGAAAAACAAGAGAAUAUAACUUUGCGUAUAAUUCAAAGAAUAUAUAAUACAACCCACAAAAAAUCACUUAAACAGGGCACUUAAACAGUUGGUUUUGUGAGUACAAAGCCUUUCAAAUGGAGAAAACAAUUUUUCCUCAUAGAGACGAUACUGAAAAGUGUUGCCUUUCACUUACUUCCGUUUCAGUUAAUAAUUCCAAGUUUUCUUUCUUAUUCUGUCAAACGUUGACAAGGUCGUAAAAGAAAAGAUCCUGGGACGAGUUCUGGUGCGGAAUUCCAGAAACAAAGCAAGCAUGGCGAAACACAAAUGCUUGCUUUGGCAACUCUUAAAGCUGCAUCACACAUCCUUUUCGACUCCAUUGAUAAAAGGUUUUCAGAUUGGCAGUCUUAACUCAGUAACUGAUUUGCUGAAGAGGCCCAGUGAUACGAUUCAUUGCUCUUAGAAUUCUUAAGGGUUAACUUAAAAUUAGAGCUUUAUAAAAUACACUGUACUGGAACUACUGUAAAGAGUUUUCGCACAUUCUCACAGGUCAUCUUGGCUGUUAUGUUACCUGUUUUAUCACGUGACUAUAUCAUUUUCACCCACAAAGUCAUGCCAAGAUCUCAGGUAAGAAUAUGAUAUUAAUAAAAGAUGUCCUCACUAGGAGAUCAGCUUGAAGUUGCUUACUGUUCCAAAAUUAUUUGUCGUUAUUCUAUUUAGUAAAAAUACCUUCAUAUGAUAAACCUUAUUGCCAUUAAUUUUGCGCCUACAUAUUUUGGAAAGUAUUAUUUAUAUUGUCGUUCAUACACAAGAAAAAAUGACCAAUUUGCAGUUAAUACCUCGAUUUUUUCAUUUCUUUUUUGUUAAGACCAGUCCAUUUACGAUGGGUUAAAAUAGCCACCCUUUGUAUUGUGUUUUUAAAGAGUUCGGUUAGGAAAGAUGGGACGUUUUUUCAAGUUAAUCAGUACCUACGUUUUAUAAUUUUUUUCUAGGAACGUUUUCUGGUUGUAGCUGUCUUAUACGACCCUUAUUCAUCAUUAUUGUAAAUAAAAUAUCCUUAUUUUCAGAAUGCUCAUGCAUAUGUGAAUGCUGGUUUUGUGGCCAAGUUGGACAAGAACACCAUGACUUUGAAUAAUGUUAGGAUUGUGUACGCUGGAAUAACACCGUUUUCUGUAAGAACAUUUUUUAUAAUUUUUUACUGACGGACUAGACUCACUUUCUGACAAAUUAUGACAAAUCAAGCCGUAAAGGAAGCAUUUACAAAGUGAAGCAGAAGAUAGCAGAUCAGUUUACUCCACAUAUUUUCAAAGCCUUUUUAUAGGUUGCAUUUUUUAAUCUGGUCACGUUAACGGGUAUGCUCUUAAAUCUUGACUCUAACUAGAGACGAUCUGACGACCGAUUGAUGUGAAGGUUAGCAUUUAUUUGCUGUGUGUUUUUUAAUAAGAAUCAAAAACAUCCAGGGUUGUAUCUAGGGUAUUUUAGGGGUAGAAGCUUCCCCCCGCAAAUAUAUUGCUAUCAUUACAGUAUACAAGUCAUUAUACUGGAAAAAUCAUCCAGACGUUAUAAGGGUAGUGCACAUGAAGUAAGUAUUCCCUGUCUUAAGACACUAUAUCACAAGUUCCGGGGGGGACAUGCCUUCGGAUCCCGCUUGGAAGCUCGGCCACUUGGGACUUCAACCCCAAUUGAUGAAUCCUAGAUAGAACCCUGACAUCCAUCUAGUUUCUCCUCCCGGUUACUUGUCAGAUACCGGAUGGGCUCGUUUAUAGUUUGUGUUCCGAUAACCUCUUUGUUAUUGGUCACCCAACCCAGUUUUUUCCAAACAUAGUAUACAACUAUGCCCCCAAGGGAAGGUGAAAAGUGGUGAAUAUACCGAGACGCGAAGCGUCGAGGUAUAUAUCUAGCGCUGUUCACCGACCCUGAGGGGAAUAGUUGUUUUAGUCUUUACCAAAUCAGCUGAACAAAAAUGAAAAAAAGUAACUUUUUUUGUAAAUUAAAAAUGUUACUUAGUAGGAAGUUUGUUUACAAUUUACAAACAUUUCGGGGAUUUGCGGUCAAGUGCGUUUUAACGAUUUUCUUGCAAAUUCAGCAAGAAAAUAAUUUUCUAACUACCAGUAAACACCGACAAGCUGAAAGUCGUCGCUUUCUUGGUAUUUUUUUGUACGAGUGCUUCUUUUAUCGCUCAAAUUUAGUCUUCCGAAAAUGUCUCGAAACGAGACGCCAUCUUUGCUCCGUUCGCAAAACAGUGAAUAACCAAGGAUAUUCCGAGUUACGGUAGCCAAUCAAAACGCGCGAAAAUUGCUAUUCACUCAUUUGAUUAAUACUUAUAACUCUUAUUUUGAUUUUGAUAGUUACAAUUCAUUUAUACUACCAACAAUUCAUUGUUGAGUAAUGGAAUAUCUUAUUACUUAAUAACUGUCUUUAUCGACACCACAGAUGCACGCCGUUAAAACAGAGGCAUUCUUGACUGGUAAAAACUUGACAAAGGAAAAUACUCUAACAGGUAAAUCAACCGCUGUCCACAAAAGAAGUUUACUCAAAUGUAUAUUUGUAAUAAAUUAUUCGUAGGACCAUAGAUCUCCUUGUUAUAAUAACCGGAGAUAUACGGUUUAUAAAUGUUCCUUCUUCAGCUCUUCGUUUUCGUCUUAUGCCAUUUAUCGGUCUGGUUUUCAAUAACUCGUGUAGAUCUUUGUUUGUUUCAGGUGCCCUUGAAGUUCUGGAACAGGAGAUUUCUCCUCAUUCUUUUCCUACAGGUUCAAGCAAAAAAUACCGAAAAUCGCUAGCACUUGGUUUGUUUUACAAAGUACUAAACAAUUUUAUAUUAUUAUCUACAAUUUUCUUUUUCAAGUAAGAACUGCCGACCAGGACAAGUGUGUUUAAAAGCUAUAAGAUAUAAAUUAAUGCUUUUAUUGUCAGACAAUAUCCCAAAUUGAUGCUUUUAUUGUGCAAUUUUUAACCGAUGAAAAUUAAAAAAAAUAAUAGCUUCCUCAAGAUUUCAUUCUAAAUUAUUUAAAGAAGUACUUCUACUGGCUAUUCACGACGACCUUUACAGAACGGGUCCUACACACUGCGACUUUUGUCUUGACUUAUUGAUUUUAAAUUAUUAGUUGUCGUAGAGAACGAGGAUUACGUACGAAAACUAAUCAUUUAUACUUGUGUUUUACAGUUCUUUUUGUCUGCUCUUGGUGAUAAAGCAUCUGCAAGAGUAAGAUCAGCGGCUAUGACCUUCAUUCGUCCUAUUUCUUGUGGAGCACAGAGUUAUGACUCAAAGCCACAACAAUAUCCACUAACAAAACCCUUGAAUAAACUUAAUGCCAAAGUACAGGUAAAUAAGAACUAUUGCGUGUGUGUAAAGGAUCAAAAAGCUAGUUAAUUAACCCUUUGACGACGGCUUUGAUCGUGUCGGUUUUCUGAUAUGGAAAGUUCUAAUAUAUUUUCCUUCCUAGACCAAUUUAGCUUUCCAUUUAAGAUAUAGAUAUGUUAAGCAGCAAAAUAAGCAAGCAAAGAUCUUUCCAAGGGCCUCAUUUUGCUAAUUUGGAACAGUUAUGACAAAGUUUCCAAGAAACAUUUUGGUUAAAAGUACGCUGCAAAUUUUGCUAUUCACCCUUCUACUCUUUGCAGAUUAAGAUUUUCCCUUUUCUGGAAAGAAAGACGACAAAGGGAGCAACAAAACCGGUGAAAACAAAACUUUCAUCACUCCAACCAACGUUUUUUAUUAUUUUCUAAAUCGCGGACAGUUAAAACGAUGUUAGAUGAGUUACGUACGACUUAACCUGUGAACUUGCGUUAUUUUUAGACAUCUGGCGAAGCUCAGUAUGUUUCCGAUAUUCCAGCUGUGCCUGGAGAACUACACGCUGCCUUUGUUGUUAGCAAGCGGGUAUGAACCAUUUUCUAUUAAAGACGUUGAUUUCAUUACUAUUAUUUUAACGGUGAACAAUAAACACUUAUUGGAUGAAGCUGAGUGUAACAUGAAAAAUUAUUAGCAAUUAUGGGAUGAGACUGAGAAUAAGCUAAAAAAUUAUCCAGAUCAAGGUGGGUGUUAUUCGUUUCGGCCUUCGGCCUCGGUUUUCGGUAAAGCUUAAAAAAGUAAUGAUUGAAAUAUGAGAAGAAACGUUCAUUGAAAGAACCCUUAUAAUAUUAAAUUGUAUUUUAGUUCAUUAUAUUCUAUCAACAUAGUCUUGUGAGAUAGUUUAUCUGGUCUGAAUGAGUUUUAAUUCUUGAAAAAAAAAUAGUAGGUAUACGUAGAUUUUCAUCUACAAUGCAUCGUAAUGUUUUUUUUCUAACUUGCAGGGAAACUGCAAGAUCAGUUCUGUUGACGCAUCUGAGGCAUUGGUUAGUGACUCCAGUUUUAUCGUAAAAUAUAUUAGGAGAUCUAGUAAAACAAUAGUCCACGUUCGAUGUAGUAAAGGCUUUAGGGACAAAAUUGCAAGGUUUUCACGGCUCCAUUGUCUCGCAAAACGCAGAGGAGACUUGAGCACAAAGACAACCAAACUACUGAAAUAUGACCAGAAAGCCUCAUAGUCAUGUUAAUAGCGGAGCUCCACGCGCGCGCGAAGCGCGCGCGUGGGCGGAGCCCCAUAGCUAAGGGAAUCUACCCAUCCAAGAAAAUUUGGUAAUGACGUGACCGUACACCGAACGAACGAACGAACGACCGUCCGUCCGCACCACAGGGCAGCCAAUGUUUACUCUCACAUUUUCUAGCGAGUUUGGGAGCCCAGGAAAAAACUAAUUGCCCAUCAAUGUUGUGAUCAAUUGACAGCUGUCAAAACAGGGUAUCCGCUGACCAGUAUCACCUGACCAUACCGCGGGCUCAAGUGUCGACCCAUCGAGGUCGAGUCUUUUUUUGCAGUUAUCCGUUGACAAAUUACCAGCUUCAAAUGAUCGCUGGCUUAAGUUUAUUUUUUCCAGUGAUUCAUAUGAAAUUUGUUGUGUUUAUGUCAUUAUGGCCCCGCACUAUUAAGAUUUUGAUUUCAAACUGACCUCGGACGCGAAAAUUCAGCCAGGUUUUUUAAAAAUACAGGCGGAGAAGACCUUUUCUUACCAUGGUCACGCGUUGGUCACGCUCUACGUCCAAUUUUUAUGCUCUGAUUGGUCAAAAUUUGACAGGUGAGUUCAUGCGGAAAAUUUAUGCAGCAUCUUGAAAGUUGUUUACUUUGACAGCUGAAGCUGACAGAGUUUUGUGUCAACUUGUGAUGUUUUUAACUGCCUUUUUAGACCGGAUGUACAAAAUGAAAUACAGCUUCUAUCAAGAGUCUUCUGUUAUUCAUGGCUGGUUUGUUUAUUGGGUUUUUGGUUGAGAAAUGCGUCGCUUGUCAAAAUUCGGUAAUCCGAUUUCGGAUGGCAUCGUUUUUGUUUUUACCUUGCUUAAUGCGUAAGAGGGUUUAAAAGUCGCAACCAACUGUGGCCUUCCUUGAUAGCUUUCAGGAACUGAAUCUCGAAUGGUAAGCCUGAGUAAUUAUUGUAUUUGAUGUUUGUUUUUGUUAUAUCUAAUUUCAUGAAGUCGAGUACAGUUUAUGCGGCAAGUUUAUGCACGUUUGUAAGAUUUGAGUCAAUGAUCUGACAUAGUGUCAGGUUUGAUAUAAGCUUACAGGACUUUAAAAGGCUUUCACAAUAUCUUUUCUCACCGCAAAUAGAAAGAAAACGAUCCGAAGAAUAUUUAGUUAUAAAUUCGUUAUUGUGUUGAAGGGUAACUCUAUUAAAGUUCAUUCAAACACUCGACCACACUGACAGCUCGCACUAGAAAUGAGAACCGGCUGGCCGUAUGGGUGAUUUUGGAAUUUUUUUGAACGGUUUCGCUAAAAGCCCACGAUUGAUCGUCCUGAAUAUUGACUAAGUGUAAUUUGUCUUGAAAAAUUGUGAAAUGCCGCAUUCUGUCCGAGGUUCGUAUGAUAAAUAGAAUUGUUUCACCUCAGAUGUGAUGUAUAUUAAAAGAGUAUGAAAGGUUGGUUUACACACCCCUAGAUUUGUUGGCAAGAAUUUGUAAAGUAAACCUGUCGAACGCAAAAAAAAUUCGGCUUGAUUUGUUUUCCAAGAAUUUGUUUUUGAGUCCUAAUCUACUGUGAUCAAGAAGCCAUUAUGACUCUUGAAUGUGAUCGAACAUGUUUGCUAUUUUUGGGGUGUACAUAUAAGGCUAUCAACUCGAUGUAAGAUGUUUCACUCUAAAAUAACUUCGCCUUUCCCUCAAAAGUCACAUGAAUGUGCCCUUAAGUUAACCGAUUUGUGGAUUACAAGUUUAUCGUUUGAUUUAAAUUAUAAAUUUAUUAAUGGGAGCUUCGCUUUUAGCCCUGGCUAAAUCUAUAUAUUAUAUCAAACGUGAGCUAGAUAGAUCAACUUCAGCUGCAUGCAAACGGACGCAAAAUUGUUGGACAACAACUCCCAACAUUGUUGGAUGUUACAUGUUGCGUCCGUUUGGAUACCCUGUAGUUGUUGCGUGGUGUCGGGAGUUGUUGCGCAAAGUUUGUUUAGCUAUGUGCAAACAUUUGCAACACUGUUGUCCAACAACUCUCAACAUUGUCCGUUUGUACGUAGCUUUAGACUGUUUAGAUGCAUGUAUUAUUUGGCCUCGACAAAUCACGCGGCAAAGCCCUUUGCACAUUGUAGUCUUCAUAAAAAAGGGACGUUUCACUUCUCUUUUGGUUCUGUUUUGUGGAGCCUCCUACCAAUCAAAUAAUCAUUUGUUGCAAACUAUAAGUUCAGCCAGAGCUACAAUUCAACGAACUUGUGAUUGACAAGCUAAGUUGUACAGUGGAUGCACGGCAUUGAGAAAUUUUCUUUGCUUUGUAGAUAUUACCUGGAGUAGUCAAAUAUAUCACAGCUGCAGAUAUUCCCAAAGGUGGUGUCAACAAUUUUAUGCCAGUAUCUGAGUUCGAACCCGAAGAGGUAAUUUCUGAACUACAUUUGUACACUUUUUUUAUGUAGAUUGUAGUAAAUCUACGUUAAUAAUUUUUACCAUCUGCAUUCAAUAGACAAGGAAAUUAUCGAAAAGCGCGCUUGUCAAUUAUAGACCAUCGACAGAUGACGUCUCAAAAAGUGUGCUUUUAACAGAAGAGUUACAAAAGAGCCGCGAGCGAAUGAAUGCGUUACUUUCUACUUUCUUACCCGUCUUUCGGGAUUUAUGGAUCGGACGCAAUAAAGCGUAAAAUGGACUAUUUGUUUUAUUCAACAGGUAGAAGAAUAAAAGAAAAAAUUCGCCUCGUACUAGUGCUCGUUUGUUACAGGUGUUUUCAUGUCGACAUAAAAACUCUUUUCUUCUAGGUUUCGUCUGUGUCUUACUAGUCGUAAACAACUUCUUCUAAGCUAUUUAUUCGAGGGCUCGCUUGUUAAAUCUGAAAUUAUCUCGUUAAAUGUGUAAACAUUUUCAAAACCGUUUGAUCAUAUUGUACAAUACAUCGACUUGAGCUUUUUUGAUGUCAUCCGUCUGUGUGAUCCUUCGGGUAAGACUCAAUCAGCGAUCACAGCACGCGCUGGUUUCAUUAAUAAUAAAAACUAUUCCCUCUCGUAUUGCUUAUUCAAUAUUAGUUCUUCAGUAUCACUUACUAUAUAAAGGCAAUAACGUUGUGUUUGUGUCACAGGUACUUUGUACUGGAAAUGUUCUAUUUGCUGGCCAGGCGUUGGGUCUUAUUGUAGCUGGUAAGUCCACAGCUUUUUUAACCCAUUUUGGCAGUUUUCAAAGAAAAUGAUACAAAUUAGAGAGUAAACCUUGAGUGAAGCCAGAUAGAAAUAAGAGGCCCUUUUGGUCUAAAAAGAGUAUGGUUUAAUAACCUGGUAUUUAACUGACCCUUGUUCAUGUUGGUCCCAAGUUAACUCAAUGAAGUGAGUUCUGGGUAAUUGGGAACAUUUGACAGAGUGUGGUCGCUGUAGUGGCUAAAGGGAGGGCUUCAAAAAUCGCGAAAAUCGCAGAUUUUGGUCUGAAAUAGGGUAAGGGGUUAGAGUAUCCUUUCUGUACGCCAUCUGACUCCUUUAAAAGAAGCAAAUCUGAGGUAAAGUUGGAAUAGACCAUUUUACAGUUGGGGCUUAGUAUCCUAGCCUUUGACUGAACGUGAGGCUAAGUUUGACCUGUUUUGAUACAAACCUCUUUCCCUUUCUUAUGGAAAUUAUGUUUAAAAAAUACUAGUUAACAUAAGAACAGCAUGAUUUACAUAGUAAAACAGGAAGGGUUGUAUUAAAAAAAGCCAACUCCAGCCUCGUUUUCACCUGUAACCUUAAAAUGGGCUAUUGGCGAUACCAGGAGCUAAAACUGAACUCUUAACCAUUCAUACUGACCCGCUUUACGUUGGGUGAUCUAUCUGGGUUCCAAUUUUCAGCACAGUUAAUCUCUUCCUCUUUAGGGGUCACGUAAUAAGAGAUCUCUUUUUAGCCAACGCUAAGCUUUGUCCCUUUAGCGUUAGUGUCAGGGAGAUUUGAGAUUUGCCUACUGUAGAGUAUACUCCCAUAACAUUGCAGUUCUAGAGAAAUAUAAUUACAAUUGCAACACAACAGUUCCAGCAGCAAAUGUUAAUGUACAAUACCAAUGAAACGAAAUUACUGGCGUUCAAACCAGUCCACAAUGGUUGUACUUGAUAAAUUUACUUUUGUAGAUACCCAGCGACACGCAGAUGAAGCAGCUAAAGCUGUAAAAAUUGUGUACAAAGAACAGAAGCGUCCCAUUCUCACCAUAGACGAAGCCAUUGAAGCAAACUCGUUCUUCGACGUAAAUGCUGUUGAAUAUACUUCCAAAGCUCUGGAUACAGCUUUAAAGAAAGGCGACGCAGAUGGUAGGCUGCUUCUUUUUUGAAUUUAAUGACACUUAAAAUUUAUAGGUUUUUAAAUCGUAUAAACAUGUGGGUGAAACAAGCGUACCAUUUGAUGGGUCAUAAGCAUGUUGUAAGGUGAUUCCAUAGUAAAAGAACCUAACAUAGAUUUUAGCUAAAACUUGGUACACUGAUGUAACAAGUCAGGAAGAUGAUAAAAAAGUAAUAAAAAGUGGGGGUCACCGUGCUCGUUUUGACGUCACAAUGCUGACAAAUACGGCUCUGUAGGACCCUUUUACAAAAACCGCGGGCAGCGCAAAACUAGACAAAAAGGAGAGAUUUUUUCGAUGAUGCGUGUGACAUCACACAGAAUUUGACUUAAAUGUAUUGUUUAUCCACUUACGUACGAGAAAAAUGCCUUUUAAUGCCCUUGUUUUUACUUUACGCUCCAAAGUAGAAUUAAAUUCGACGGGCGCUUUUCGACCCGUGAUGGCCCAAUCCGUACAAUUUAGUAAAAUUGCCAAAAAACUGAACAUAGAUUUGUGCCAAUUUUUUUCUCAUCGAAAGGAAGCACUGUCCUUAUUAAAAUCAUGAAAUAAAAAAUGGGGGUCACCGUACUCGUUUUUGCAGUAGAGCUGCAGAAAGUGCGCACCAAACGCAUUUUCUCCGAUUUUUGAGAGAGGACUGGGGCAAGUUUCAAAAUAGAAUGCAUGUGAAAGGAGGAAGAAAGUAUUAAAAAAUCCGUUUUUACAGAAUUUACAUCUAGAUAUCACAUUUAGGACACAAUGUGAUAAGGAAAGUGUUUAAAUGAAAAUCAGAGUGAGUAAGCACAAGUUAAACAUCCACUAUCGAGGUUCUCCGAGAGGAGGUCGAACUCAGCAACACGCGUACUGCUUACGUUAUGCACAUUCCCAACACACUGAGUCUCACCUCGGCAAGAAACAACAGCAAGCAAAAAUUCCAAUAGAGUUUCUCUUCAGUCAACUUCAUUUUAAUAAUAUUACUUCACAUGCUCUUUUUGACGGCGGUCAUCUUGUUAUGCGCAGUAAGAGAUGCGCAGUGCAAAACUAGGGAAUCACCUUAAAACUGAACUUUUUACACUGCAUUGUACGUCUUUAUAGAUUCUGAGAAUCCUUCAUUUUUCCGGCUACCCAUCAACUUAAUGAACGAAUGAUUUAAAAAUUUUGCUCCAAAACAGAUGCAACAGAUCAUUAUAUUUUUGUAGAGUAUAUAACACUCUUUCUUUGUCUUUUGUUUUGUUUUGUUUUGUUUUUUCAAUCAGCUGCAAUUAGAAACUCGCCACACAUUGUGCAGGGUUCGGUGUAUACUGGAAAUCAGUUUCAAUAUCAUAUUGAAAAUCAGGUAAGAAAUUUUGCUAUUGACCAUUAGAAAACUGACUACCAGUUAAGUUCCAAAACGGAGCUAUGACAUAUAUUAGCAAAUUUAUUAGAUAUCUGUUUUAUUAGAUAUUAAGCAAUUAUCGGGUGAGGUUGAGUAUGAUGUAUAGAGGACAUUACACGGUGGCGAGAAGGUAUGAAUUUUGUGUUUCGGUGGCAAGAAAAAAAAUAUCUCACGAAUAAGCGCAGAGAACGAGUAAGAUAUUGUUCUUUCCAUGAAAACAUAAAAUUUAUACCGAGGUGGCAUUUGAGUGAUAAACCUACCUAGGCAAACUAAUCAGUCAAACGUAAUGCUCCAAAUUAAAUAAGCCUCUAUCAAAUUUUUGCAUAUUGCUUGGCACUGGCAGCAGUCCCACCAUCGCCUUUGAUGGCAAUGGCUGUGAAAGGGAGCAGGUAUGGUUCAAUGGUAAUGAGAGCCUUCGCAUCCCAGCCACUAUAGUGAGGCUCCGUCGGUUUCGAGUCCCGGCGAUGUCGCCAGCGUACCUGAGUUUGUUGUUGGCUUUCUUCUCUGCUAGGAGAGCCAAUUUGUGUUUUUAGUAAUGGCUUGGCGCACGCUACUGGUGUACACGAGCGUAACACCGUGCCUUAUGCACGAUUCGCGCUCAAGAAAAGGCACGGUUUUUGUGCCAAAGCACGGGAAAAAAACUUGCAAAGGCACAGAUUAGGCACACUUUAGGCACAGUUAAGGCACGUUUUAAAUAUUACUAAGGCACAUUUUAGGCACAGUUUGGGCACAGUUUUAGCACGGUUUAGGCACGGUUUAGGCACAAAUAUUCAAUGCUGGGCACUUUUUUGAAAAUCUUUGUAACCCGACUUGCAAAAAAGAACAAACUUGGUACGAAUUACAAAAAUAAUUCAGGUCAAACACGAUACAGUUAGAAGUAUAGGAAGUGUAAGUUUUGAGCCGCGCCGAAAGUCUGAAAAAUUAAAGUAUUCUUCGACAGUCCGUGUUUACUCCGAGGAUAAAGAGGAAAUUCACACACGAUGUAUGCGGUCUGAACCUUUUCAAUUGCCAUGCAAUUUUAUUGACUCGCUUUCUUUCGUUUCUAACAGAAAUCGUCAAAGAAAGUCGAAGCCAUAAUAACAAAAACAAAGCUAAAGAAGUAAGGCACAAAAAUAGCCAAUAAAAGUCGUAGAAAAUACUUUUUGCGAUGGCGGUAAAAUUGGCCUGAAUUUGCAUAACAACAUGAAAAGUACAAAGUGGUAAUUUGAAACCUUCAUGCCAACGCGUGUUGUUUUUUAAAUACAAAAUGCGGCUGCUUUUUAAAAAUAUUUCUCUAACUAAGAAAGUAGGAUUUACACUUAGUAGUAAAAUAAUUCAAGCUGCUUGUUUGUUUUUGUUUUCUGGCUCUGUUAGCAAAUUAAGCUUUGAUCGUAUAAUAAUCGAUGAGACGUGCUAUUUAUUUUGCUUCAAAACUCAUCGGUGUGCAAUGAAUUUUUUCGUUUUCAUUUUAUGUCAUAUCACAAGUAAAUUCUUUUUUUGAAUGCAAAUCUGCCCUCCUGAAAAAAACAAAUGUUUCGUUCCAACUAAACGCUCCGCUAAGAAGGGGAGAAGAAACCUACUCGGAAAUUUUUUAACAUCGAUGAAAUUAGCAUAUCAACAAUGUAACUGAGCUGAGCACUUACUUUAAAUACGCUAACCUGUUUAAGAUUCCAUUUUCCUGUUUGUCGGUGCUUUCCCUGCUGUCUCUAGCCGUAUUCUGAGUCAUGUUAUUUCUUAUUAGGGGAUAAAAAGGUCGUCAGACCGUAUUUCUAGACUUCGUAAACCUCAAAACUGACAUAAUUGCCGAGCGCCCUUUUCGUUCGCUGUGGAGAUCGAUAGGCUGGACACGAUUUUUCGAGUGACUCAAUAUUUUGGCACAACUUGUGCACAGAUUAGGCACAGUUUGGGCACAACUUAGGCACGGCUAAGGCACGUUUUUCAAAACUAAAAUGCACACUUUAUGCACAUCUUAGGCACAUUUUAGGCACAAAAACUUUAAGCCAAAGCACGCUCUAGAAUCCGAUUUUCGGUCCAACGCACGGUUUACGAAUUUUCACGUUAAAAAAUUGCUGUCUAACCUUACAUAUUUGAUCUUAGCGUAAAAAUGGGUUUCCCGAAGUCUUAACAGUUAGCCUAUAAGGAAGGUUUAACUUAUGAGCAUUCCAAAAAUUAUUAUUUCUUCUCUUAACAACAACAGAAAGUCAAUGAAAACCAAUCUUUUAAAUUGACGUUCGCGCUGCACAGAGAUCGUAUGUAGACAAAACAUCUUUCUGAAAACGCCCUAAACUUUGUUGUUUUGCCAUUAUGUUCAGUAAUUUUUAAUACAGUUAGUACUCAUAAGUCACUGACCUCUUCGGAGAAAUUUUUCCAAAGUACCAUUCACAGAAACAGAGAAAUCCUACAAUAUGCGUGGUUAGACUGUAAAUGUUACGCGAGCUGUUAAAAAAUGGUCCCAUUUUGAGCCAUACUUUUCAUAUUUCAAUUUUAUUUUGGCCUUACAGCCAGAAAAAAAAUAUUCAAUGAAAAGCUGUUUAUAAACUUUAACUUCUUGCCAAAUAUCGAUGCGAUCUGAGUUUUAAUAAGUUCAUAAGAGCCAAAUGAUGUGAGAUUCUUAGCCGUGUACACCAGUAGCGUGCGCCAGGCCUAAUACAGUAUAAACCAAGGGUUCGAAUUCAUAUAUUUCAAUUGGGUCUGGAAAUUGUCUCCAGUUAGCUGGGAAGACUUAUGCAGUUCUCGAUGUUGUUAGCAAGUUUACGCAACAGGACGGCAGAAAGAAGAGGACGGCAAAACGCUUGAGUGUGACAAACGUGACGGGGCUAUUACUUGAGUGUUUUGUCGAGAAUUCACUUAACGUUGAUGUUUUGCUCCUCUAAAACAACAUCUGAGUUUUUAAAGGAAUGUGAAGUUUGGCGGAAGGUCUCUUCAAACAAAAUUAUUGUCACACUUGUCACACAAGGUUUGCCGUCGUCUUUUCUUUUUUCGUCCCGUUGCGCAAGUUCACUAAAUGCGUCUACUUAAAUUAAGAAUGCCUUAAUAUACUCACUUGUAAUACUACUUUUUAUUGGUAUCUACAUUUAUGUCAGAUAGCGCUGUGCGUGCCAGAGGAUGAUAGUCUAACUGUCCACUGCGCAACUCAAAAGAUUGAUGGAACCCAAAGAGCUGUCGCUAAGGUUCUUAACCUACCAAUUCACAGGUAAUUAUAAUCCACUCUUUUCUGCGCGCGUCAUUUUUUAAAGGUAAUUACAAAUAACAGUUUAUAAGGAACAUCAGAUAUGUACUGGUAAUAGCAUGAUUUGUAGUGAUAUUUGGCAUAAAUACCACGAGUGAUAUUUCAAAAUUGUUAUACGUAAUUUCACGAGGCGUUAGACGAGUGAAAUUUGAGACAAUUUUGAAAUAUCACAAGUGGUAUUUAUGCCAAAUAUCACGUACAAAUCAUGCUAUUAUUUGUUUAUACUACUACCCGCAAACUGUUUGUAAUUUUCACGUGUAGGUAUUUCAAAUUAAGCUGAAAUACCACUGCUCUAAGCCAAUCAAAUCGCAGAAAUUUCUCAUGUAGUAGUAUAAUUCCUAUAAUUAUAGUCAUGAAUGUCAUGAAUAUUCAUUCAUUAAUUUAUUUAAUUUGCACAGAGUUAAUAUGAGUGUGAAGAGGUGCGGAGGAGCGUUUGGCGCCAGGAUCACAAGAGCAAACCAAGUCGCAUCCGCAUGCGCCAUAGCUGCUUAUGUAACCAAACGGUAAACGUUUUGUUCUUUAAGGUCCGAUAUGUAAAGUGGAAUACUCUGGGAUCGUUCUUUUCCCUUUUUGCACUUAAGAUUGUUCGCAAAAUGGCUUACGUACUCAGCAAUUCUCUCUCCUCCUUACUCAAACAUAACAUUUCAAGAAACGGCCUGUUGGCCACGAAUCAAAGAAAUCAGGAUGAUUAAAACGGAGGAGUUCCCCAAAGUGAUUUUCAUUUUUUCAGGGUACACCCGUUUAGCUUCGAGUCUUGUUUUUACAACUGUGCGUAAAUUAUUUUACCUUUUAAUCCAAGCGAGUAUAACGAUUUUAUUUGAAGGAUCUGUUAGGGAUUCCUUUUAGGGUCCAAAAACAUUUUUAACAUUAUCUAGUCCGGUUUGCCUGGCUCCAGAACCUACAGUCACUGUUUUCCUAGUUUAGUUUUUAUUCAGUGCGGAUGUUUCACACAAACAGCAAAAUACAAUAUUUUACAGUGCUGUACAAUGCAAUUUUCUAGGCCAGUUCGUUUGAGAAUGGAUUUAAACACCAACAUGCAGAUGUUUGGAUCAAAAGAACCAUUUAAAGCUGUUUAUAGGGUAAGAAAUUGAAUCUAUUCUACCCGACUCAGUUUUACAGGCAACCUUUGGAGGAGAGAGUAAGCUCACUAAAAAUGACGGGGGUCCUCGAAGUAUUUUAAGUAAAUUGAUACCAUUUAGCAACCUCGUGCCCAGGGCGCUUUUCCCUGGCCUCCAAAGCCAGGGAAAAGCACCCUGGGGACGAGGUUGACCAUUUAAGGUUUUCAAAUCUCAAAUGACGGUCUUGGCCGCGGUUGUCAACACUGCUAGUUUAGGGCCUAUAGGUUUUUGGGAGCCAAAAAUAUGAUGGGAGAACUAUUUUAACUGAUGAAAAUCUUGGUUACACGAGGGCGACAUUUACUUUUAUAUUUUCUUGCCUGUUCUUUAAAAAUAGACAUCACGGAAAGCUUCGUUGUACUUUUUUUCACCACAAAAUGAAGGACGCUUAUUUCCGUUCAAGGAGGUAAAGCCCUCUCCUGAUCGCUAAAUGAUUAAAUUUCUAACAUUUGAUAACUUGUUUUCGCCGACAUUCUCGCUAAAACUCGUAGUAGACCGACAACGGCUACCACAUUUUCCCGCCAAAAUAACGUUGGUUCGCGCGCGUGCACUACUUAGUAUUGGGAAAAUCUCGUUCUCGUACACGUCCUUGUCUUAGAAUCUAAAGCUCUCUAAUUUCGCUCUGCUCACCCGGAGGUGAUGCACCAGUUUGAAUGUUUAACUUUUUUCCUACCAUUGCCCAAUUAAGCAACCACUGAAGUUUUUACCUAACCAUUAAGUCUUUGAUUAUCUUACAGUCAUUUUAUGGCUUUUCCUUAUUAGGUUGGUGUCUCAGAAGAUGGUAAAUUGAAUGGAAUAGAUCUAAACUAUUACGGUGACUGCGGGUGCAGUUCUAACGAUGCCACCAUUUUGUAUGCCAGAGGAUGGAUGGACAAUGGUGAGGUCUAUGUCUCUACAUAGUACUGCGGAUACCUAACUUGCAAUCUUAGUUGGAAUUGUUGUGUCACCUCCUUGAUUUCCAAGCCUGCCUAGCAAGCGUUUGCGAUUGAUUAAUUGCACGAAACGCUUGCUACACAGGAAAUUUAUGUCCCGUUUUUUGCCCCAAGUUCAAAGGAGCUUGUUCUUUGUAAGCACGCAUGUUUUCACAUAACACCGUAACUAUGAGAAAGGUUGAAGUUGUAAGCGUUUUUUGUGAACCCUACUUGGUCAAAAUUGUGGCUGAAGCACAUGCGCAGAGAAAUGCUGCUUAUAUAUCCAAUAAGGACGAAAAUAUGCUCUAAGUUUUGGAUAUCUUUAAGCCAUUCUCAUUCUAAUUGGCUGGACACUGGUCCAAAAAGGAGGAAAUAGCCCAAGGGCUUAUAAGGUGUUAUCUCCUGAUAUGCUUUAAUUAAUUACCUAAUAUCAGCUAUUAUUAUUCCUAGCUAUUGAAAUGCCUCGUCACACCUAUGAUUUUUCAAUUUCAGCUUAUUUUUGUCCCAACUGGAACAUUGUGCCUCAUGCUGUUCGCACCAACAAACCUUCAAACACAUGGUGUCGCGCACCAGGUAUGCUAUAACCUUUUCUCAAUUUGGAAUCCGUUUAACGAGGCCUAUUGAACAACAUGUAGCCGUGCAAGAGACAAAGAAAAGCUGUCUAAGUGAAACAAAAGCCUCGAAAAACGAAUUUAUAACAAUUUGACUUUUAUUCAACAUGCUGCAACAAAACUAGUAGGCCAAAGUAACAAAUACAAUUGCAAUUAGUUCCUAGAAGUUUACACUUGGUAAGACUUAUUACCUCGAACUGAUUUGAAACUUCUAUAUUCUUAACAGCUGGAGAAGAUAAACUAGGGCUCGUUUCGAUUAUACUGCAGUUUAAUAGAACUUUUUUUAUAUAUUUCGUCCAAGGCUCUAGCCAAGCGGUUUUUAUUAUGGAAUCAAUUGUGGAACAUGUUGCCAAAACUUUGAACAAGACACCAGAGGAAGUGAGGGAACUAAAUUUGUAUAAGAAUGGACAAGUAAGUUUUAACUUUCUUCAUUAUAACUUGAAUUUUUUGAAUUUGUGUGUUGAGUUGUUAAUUUUAUUUCUAGUUUAGUCAUCUAGGGCUUUAUUCUCACAAACUCCCUGAGUAAAGUAAAAAACGAUAAACACCACCUGAACUUACCUACACCUUUACCUAGUCCCUAGGCCUCAUUAUUCCAUUACCGAAGUGAAUUGACCGUGAAGGCCUGGGAAAACGCUGUACAGGUACUAGGCAACCUCCACCUGAGCUUUGUAAAGCGAUAACCUUAGCCUGCGAAUUCCAACCACCACUCGCCACUGACCGUCCCCAAGGACGUUUAGGGAGCGAUAAGAAUCGGGGGGCUGUAUUCGCAGGAAACGACGAUGGCCCCUGGCGAUGGCCCAAAUGUACUUCCAGAGGACCCUUCAGCCAUUUGACAGUUACUGAAACAUUUCAUGAUCAAAAUUCUGUUUUCUUUCCGUCCUCUUUCUGUUUCGUCCCGUUUAAGAAAGAUAGAAAUCUAAUUAUUUUAUUAAUGUGUCAAAAUAACACUUUUCCCUUGUAUUUUUUAUUAGUUACUUACUACUAAUAAAAAAUUAACUUUCAAAAAAGUCAAUUAAAGGAUGUUGUGGGAAUUACUCAUCACAGUUUGUCAAAACCUUUGCAGGUAACGCAGACGGGACAAAAACUUAAGGACUGUAACAUAUCUAGUCUAUGGAAUGGUAAUAUUUGUUUAUUAAAUAUUUUUGGAUUGCAUUGCGCGUUAUUUUUUAAUCAUUUUCAUUUACUCUGACUAGGGUGUCGCUAUGGUUUUACAAAGAUAGAAUCGAAAUCUGCCGAUCGAAGCAAUUGCAACCUUACUAGCAAACGAAAAAUAGCUUGCUCUGGUGAUGCCGACUGCCGCACAAGUUGCCGAAACGUCAGUCACUGUCCACAGCAGUCCAAUCCAGGACUACAAUCACACGACGAUCAUGCUGGACAUAGUUAUGACGUGGCACCUAGGUUGAAAUCGCCGUUUACCAUAAUUUAUCAAAAUGACUUCUAUUGUACUUUAGAGACAACCAAUCGUUCUCAAGUAUCACUCACAACAACUGAUUCGGUAUGGUUCCUCUUUUUCUUGUUUGUUUUUUUAGACCUCAUGCUAUCAAGUGACUUCAUGGAGAGAAAAGAUGCAAUUGACACCUUUAACAAGGUGAGGAUGAGUUGGUUUCUGCGUCUCAUCCUCUUAGUCUUUUUAGGACCUGAUAACUAAACUUCACUAAACCUCUUCUCGUUUUCAAUAUUUUUGUCCCUGCUAGAAAAUAUAGAGGACCCGUCUAGUACGGACCUUUUCAUUUGGUCUACCAAAACUUAGCUAGAAAGUUAGUUGAAUCCGUAAAAAGUUGAUUCCCCUUUAAUUCAUUGUUUUCAUCUACACUGAAUUUGAAAAACCUUAUAGCAAUUGAAAAAAAAACAAUAGGUUUCUAUACAAAAGCAGAAUGAUGUCGUAAGUCGAUUAGCUUUUUUUUUAGAACAAUCGCUGGCGGAAGCGUGGAAUCAGUGUCGUUCCUCUAAAGUAUGGAGUGCGGUGGGAUGGUAGGAGGCAUACUGCUUUGGUGUCAAUAUAUCAUACAGAUGGCACCGUCGCUAUUGCUCAUGGAGGAAUUGAUAUUGGGCAAGGAAUUAACACCAAGGUAUUAUUAAUAAAACGUUAAAAGAAACCUGGGCGCUCAAAUUCUAUCUUAGUGAUCGUUGUCGCAACGAGGGCUGCGACUGCUUUUCUGGCUGAAUCAAUGUCUCCAUAUCACUGUUAAAAUCGCUGUCACCGAACAUUUUUUUAGUGUUCGCGGCGAUCAUAUGUGGAAACCACCCAUUCUAUACAAUCAAGGCAGGCUUCCUACCCAGGGGAGGGAGCUGGGGAAAGCGACGCCCAUAUGAAUGCAAAAUUGGAGUUAAACCCCUUUAGGAGACCAAUCUUGGUGUGACUCAGGCUUUCUUUAGCCACAAAGGAGACUGUACUAAAGCAGACAACCAAAUAAGAUAUAUAGAUAUCGUCAUUGUGCUGAAGACGUUGAAAUCAAAUGCUGUAGAUAAUUCUUUACCAACAGCCCUAAGCGAUACCUCAAUUGGUAAAAACAUUGGCUUUCAGUCUUGAUCAUUCUAAUUGAGACCAAAAACUACAAAUAAAAUCACAUCCCUAACCCCUUCUUUUUCAUAUGAGGGUCCCCCGGGCUUAAUGCUUUAUCCACAUUAUCUGAUAGAGGUAUAAUAGGAAGUGCGCAUUAGAUACAAAUACCUGCAUAUAUCAUACUGUAAGGUUCUGCAAGGCAAAUUAAAGAGAGUCCACUAACUUGUUGUAAAGGUGAAUUCAAGGGCUUACUUGAGUAACUUGAAGUAAUUCUUAAUGGAUUAAACUGAUAAAUAAUGACUUUCUCCAAAUUGGACCUGCUUUAAACUUUUAUCUUAGAAUUUUCGAACUAAACUAACUUGGCACUUACAAUAUCAGAGGCGAAUUUAAAUUUUUCUCAAGCAUUUAGUAAUGUUUUUUGCCUCACUAUAGUCAAAGCAUUUUAAAAUAGUAAAGACCUGUCCAGAAUUACCCGUUAGUGCUAUCUAAUUGAUGAGAAAUUUUCAUUCGCCUUCUUUAAUACAUGCCAAACUAUUUCCCCGGCCCAUGUAUAUCUUCUUUUUUGGCAUCCUGGCUGUCAUUAUUUCAGUAAUACAUUGCAAUUGGCCUGUUAUUACAUAAAUGAACUAAAGAAAAGGUAUAUCUUUUAGGUUGCUCAGGUUGCAGCGCACCAGCUGAAGUGUCCACUGGAAAUGAUUGUCAUCAAACCAACCACAGCAUUUACCAAUCCAAACAGUACGUGACAAACCUGUAAUGUUUCCUUUGAUAUCUUUCGACUUUACUCGGAACAUUUGGCCCAGCCAGAUAGGAUUGAUAUCCCCUGUUAAAACUUUACAACAAAACCGAACAUCAUUUUGUACAACAAUAAAAAGGAAAUAGUUGUUGAACAAUUGCUGUUGUUUCACAGCAUUUGAAUGUCCAUACUAUCGGAUUUUUUGCACCACACACAUACCUCACCACUACCCCUCUUCGAAACGAUGUUUAUUGCAUGAUGGCGACUUAUCAUGUAACAUCCGUAUCAUAUCUUGUCUAUGGUCACGCCCAAUUUGUCUUUUUUUGUAGAUUCAAGCACAGCUGCGAGCUCAACAAGUGAGAUGUGUUGCAAGGUUUGUACAGCUACUAGUCCAAUUCAUGAUCUCUUCAUAAAACCUGCUGUAAAAAAUAAAAAAGCCAAAAGCUCUUUUACAAUGCGACAGCUCGAACCAGCCGCGGGUACUUGGGAGAAGAUUAUCCAAUCACUACGUUUUAUGAAAACAGAAGAUUCUGGAGGUUUUUUUGCCAAUGGACCAAUAGCAUUCAUAAAUUUGAGGGCUGUUUCCUGAGAGGUCAGGUAUGUUCGAACGAUUUUAAAGGCAUAGUCUAACCUUGUAUUUUAUUAGCCCGUUUGCAAAACAACUUGAAAAUUUUUUGCUUCUAAAAGCGUUGUGAUUGGAUAAUCUAAAUACUAAUACUAAUUAUAAAACAAACACAGAAUAAAAACUAUACCAAGAACACUGGAGAACUCCAUUUCAAUCAAAUAUUAUUAAUUCGGACAACAAAGGUUGGCAAUGGCAUAAAAGAGGUGUCUGUAUUACAGGGGUGGGGAUUGUAUGAAGAUUAGCAUUUCUCUGGCGGGACAAACUCUGGGUCAAUAAUCCACCAAUGUUGGCCAAUAUUAUGGAGGUUUCGGUAAGGCGAGGUUCAAGUGUAGUCAUUCUAAUGUCCAGGGGCGUAGCCAUCACAUGGACCGUUAGGUCCAAGCCUACAAAUUUUUGGUUUGAUCGCUCUACCGUUUGCCAGUACUAAGUUAUGAGUUGUUGAGGCAAGCUAAAACCCUUAAGAGCUCAAAGUGUUGGUAAGGUCAGUGCAUACUAGUCAUGCAUCAGCAUGCAAUUUUCAGGAUAUGUGGAAAUGAAAGUUAGCCAGGCCUACAACUAGUCGAAAAGCUGGCUACGCCCCUGAUGACUUCAAUAAACUAAAGGAAACCUUCCCAAACAGAACUCUUGGAGCUGGGACUGGCCGUUGUCAAGUCAUUUAGUUUUUUUGCCUGUUUAUACUGUCGGUGGAAAGUCGUCCGUCGUUCAAAGAAUUGCCUGUAAAAGGUUUAGUACCAGUGCCAUUCACCAGUGUUCUCUCAAACAAAUUUACCCUUUCGCCCUUUAUCCCUUAACGCCACGAAAAACCUAUGCCUAUGUCUGUUACCGUAUAAAUAACUAACUUAUUAUAUAGCACCGUCCAGCAGUUAAAAAAUAUUAUUUUAGGCGGUAAUGGAAUGCUGCGACGUCUUGAAUAAAGUGAUUGACCCAAUCAGAAAAACCAUGCCAUCCGGUGCGGCCUGGCCUGGACUGAUUGAAAGGUGCUAUGACAAUGGAGUGCAUUUAUCAGCCACGAGUAUGUAAGUUUUAAACCACACCAUAUUUGCUUUCACUGAGGUUAAACAUUGCAAAUAAUUUUAUCUUUCUUGAGAAACACGCAUUCCUGGGGUUUGAACUGAAUGUUGCAUAGUUUAUGUUUCGUGUUGUUCUUAGAGUUAGUUAGCCUUUUCUUUUCUUAGGUACCAAGAUCCAACACCACCAAGUGACACAUAUACAUACAACACUUACGGCGUGACUUGCACUGAGGUUGAGGUUGAUGUACUGACAGGAGAAAGAGAGAUCUUGCGCACUGAUAUACUAAAUGACUGCGGAGAAAGGUAACAGUAAAAGAGACUUUCAAUUGCACGUAUCCAUAUAGUGGUGGUCAGAUGCCUUUAAAUCACAAGGGUGUUCUUUGCGAGUCGAAAUUGUUUCCAGCUUGAACAUCAACAUUCAAACAUUAUGUUUAAGUCAAAACUGGUCAAUUAAUGAGUAUUUGGGCCUAGAAAUAAAUGUUUGCUAAAGGGUCGUUAGUCUUGUAGAGCGUUUUCAGUCAACAAAAAGCCUCUCACAGAACACCAACAUUGCCGCCAUUUCAUUGUUUUGGGACACUAGCACGACGGAAAUGACGUCAUGUGAAAACGCUCUGUUGAUGCAAAUACGUGGAACCUCUAUCAAAAGUGGUUGGUGUUAAACACGGCCUCUUUAAACUAAAAUGAUGUAAUGCUGUAAUGAUAUCCACAGCAAGAACCCUGUUUUGGACAUUGGUCAGGUGGAAGGCGCCUUCAUGAUGGGAGUUGGUCAGUGGCUGACAGAGAAAUUCAUCUACGAUCCUCAGACAGGGAGAAACUUAAGUAAUGGAACUUGGGUAAGUUUUUGCAAGAGAUGAAGCUCUGACUCGCUUCUUAAGCCUGUGGUGAUUCUUGUUGAACGUUUGUGUAAAAUUAACUUUUUAGACGACAUGGCAAAGGCGCCAAAUUUCUUUAACACUAUUGCAGUUGAUUUUUGCUGGUUGUGCUAAGAUUAAAGAGUUCAGUGGUGGCGCAAGAGUUCAGUGCGACACAAGCAAAUAUCAGGGGUAGGCUAUUACAUUAGGGCAAUCCAUCUAGGUGGGUUAUGAAAUCAUAUCUUUCAACCAAGUUGCAUAGUGUAUCUUCAGUUAUUUGGACAAUAGACCCUUAUCAACAACGUCAAUAGUCGAUGAAGUUGAUGGAUAGAUUGGCCGAAAUAGAUUGACAGUGGAAAUGCAAAGCACGAGGUUAAGGAAUGGCAAUCCAGCCUGAAAUUAAUGGUUUGCGAAACACGUUGAAUGGCGUUUUUCGCACGCUUCAUUUGAAUCUCAAGUUAUCCGCGCCCCUCGCUUUCGUCUUCCUAUUGUUAUAGCUUAGCAGUUCAGUCAUUAGAGUAUUUUCCAAUAGUGCACGGGUAUGAUUUUCACACACGAGUUAGGAAAUCAUAAACUUCUUGAAGCCUAAUAAUAACCAAAUGUCUUUUACUUGUAACUUACUGCAGCUAACUGCUUACCUAUGUUCCAAACUGCUAACCCAUGUAAGGAAAUACAGGACAGUCUUGGACUCCACGCUGUUGAUUCAGGAUUCUUGAUUUUCAGUUUUUGCUAGAAUAACUUGGAUUCCGGAUUCCUUGAGCCGUAUUCCAGACUGCAAGGCCCAGGAUUCCGGAUUCCACUUGCAAAUUCUCCUGGAUUUGGGAUUCCAGAAUCCAGAUUCCCUUACAGGGGGCGAAAAAUGGACUUUGGACUUGUUUUCUUUAUUUUAUUAGGACUACAAGCCUCCAUGUUCCAAGGACAUUCCAAUUGACUUCAGAGUAUCACUACUGAAGAAUGCUCCAAAUCCACUUGGCAUCAUCAGAUCCAAGAGUAAGCAAAUCAACUUAUUAACUGCAUGUAAGGAAUGACCCUUGUCAUAAUUCUAAAAAAAAAUCAUUUUUCUUUUGUAAAGUUUCCAAAAUCCUAUACAAAAUUUCACGAGCCGUUAGGCGAGUGAAAUUUGAGACAAUUUUGAAAUAUCACGAGUGGUAUUUAUGCCAAAUAUCACGUACAAAUAUGCUAUUAUUUGUUAUACCACUACCCGCAAAAGGUUUGUAAUUUUCACAUAUAGGUAUUUCAAAUUAAGCUGAAAUACAACUGCUCUAAGCCAAUCAAAUUUCAGAAAUUUCUCAUGUAAUAGUAUAAUACCGUAAAAUUCCCAAAAUAAGCCCCUCCAAAUAUAAGCCCCCCAAACCGGUAACGCAAAAAACCCUCCGUUAAAUCGCCCCCCCAAAUAUAAGCCCCCCGGGGGCUUGAAAUUGGAAAAAACUGCCCUCAAAUACAAAGUAAAACAAAGGAAAAACGGUAAAUUUACGUCCAAGUAUAAGGCUAGCCCAAUCGAUUUUGAGACGCAAAUUUCCCUCCGUGGAUAAGCCCUUCCGAAUAUAAGCCCCUCAAAAAGGGCCUUUGAAAAAUAUAAGCCCCGGGGCUUAUUUUCGGAAUUUUACGGUAUGUCUUAUGUUUCAUCAGCUUCAGGGGAACCUGCACAAUGCAUGGCCUGCUCGUGUUUGUUUGCUGUAAAACACGCUGUGGAAGAAGCACGAGCCGAAGUCGGCAAAGGAGAAGAAUAUUUUGUCAUGAGUGAGUAACGUUAUCGUAAACUUUUUACUAUGACUGAAAAAUAUUUCUCCGCCUCCUUUGGUCGAUUUGAGUCAUUUUUUAUUGCGUAUCAUGUCGAGCUCUCACUGAUUGGUCAACAGACCCUGGUCUCGCGGAUACUCAUUUUAUUUUUUUUUAUUUCCCUUUUUAUAUCAAGGAUAAAAUUUCAACCGCCACGUUUUCACCAGCACUUUUUUUCUGGUUAUUUUAGAUGGGCCCAGCACGGUAGAGGAUACACAGUUGGCAUGUCUUGUGGAUCCCAGCCGCUUCACCCUGUGAGCAAAAAGACUCGUAGGGUAGGCCAGGGGAGUGUAUGGCGGAGAACUCUCAAGGUCUCCAAGGAGUUACGGCCGAACGUGAAUGUAUCAGAGUCGAGGGAAUGAGCUCUUGUCAAUGGUCGUUGAAUGUUCGAGUCUAAAAGAAACCCAGAAUUUGAAGGAU